UUAACUGUUUAGUAGGUAUUCGACAUUUGACUAAGCAACAUGGUUUUAAGAAAUCCAUGUAUGCUUUUAUUAAUAAUCAUUUUUCUUGGAAUAUACACGGGAUCUAUAGAUAUGUGUGUGAGGAGUGGAGGCGGUGGCAGUAGAAGUAGUGGAAGUGGUGGUUCAAAUAGCGGAAGUGGAGGUUCAAAUAGCGGAAGUGGGGAAUCAGAUAGCGAAAGUGGAGGGUCUAAUAGCGGCUCCGGAAGUAGUGGUGGAAGUACAGGAGAAGGCGAUCAGAGGUGUACAGAUAUUGGUGGAGUUUGUCAAGAUGACAAUGGCAAAUGUGGUGGUUCAUAUUAUUCUGGAAAGUGUUCUGGUGGCGCUAACAAUCGAUGUUGUACAACUAGCGCAGAAGAAAAAGAUACAAAUGAUUGUAGUGGUGUGACGAUUAUCUCCCGUGAUAGUUGGGGAGCCAGGAGAACUAAAAGCAGUUCUAUAAUUAGAAUACCAGUCCCUAAGAUGUUCAUUCAUCACACCGUAACGAAUCCAUGUUCAUCUUUCUCUGAAUGUAUCUCAAGAAUGAAACAAAUACAAAACUACCACAUGGAUAAUAGAGGGUAUGCUGACGUUGGAUACAGUUUCUUAGUUGGAGAAGAUGGAAAAAUAUACGAGGGAAGAGGCUGGGGUCGUGUAGGAGCUCAUACAGAGGGUUAUAAUAGCGUUGGAUUUGGUAUAUCAUUCAUUGGAAAUUUCAUGACAGUGGAACCUUACACCGUUGCUUUAAAUGCAGCCAAGGCAUUGCUUCAGUGUGGAAUAAAUAAUGGCAAGAUAUCCACCUCGUACAAAUUGUAUGGACAUCGCGAUACAAAAGCCACAGACUGCCCAGGUGAUAAAUUGUACGAUAUUAUCAAAUCAUGGCCUCAAUAUCAUCAUGAUCCAUAAGUCCAACUUAGUUUGUUACUUUUUGGAGAUGAUGGUGUGGAUGAUUUUGUCAAAAUCGAAAAUAUUUCUAUAUAAAAGGGGAAAGGGGGAGGGGAGUUAAAUGCUGGAAAAUGGGAGCAGAA
Molecule: messenger RNA, 1043 nt
Organism: Mytilus trossulus (common blue mussel)
Lineage: Eukaryota; Metazoa; Mollusca; Bivalvia; Mytilida; Mytilidae
Product: peptidoglycan-recognition protein SC2-like
Exons: 4
Coding region: 40-921 (293 amino acids)
Biological process (GO): peptidoglycan catabolic process
Molecular function (GO): N-acetylmuramoyl-L-alanine amidase activity; zinc ion binding
Source: RefSeq, a predicted model, not a curated record